This is a messenger RNA of Lates calcarifer (barramundi perch), 2121 nucleotides long. Its product is annotated as transcription factor 7. NCBI's taxonomy places the organism in Eukaryota, Metazoa, Chordata, Actinopteri, Centropomidae. Bases 287 to 556 code for a protein of 89 amino acids. The record is from RefSeq and is a predicted model, not a curated record. Gene Ontology annotation, cellular component: beta-catenin-TCF complex; catenin-TCF7L2 complex. Gene Ontology annotation, biological process: canonical Wnt signaling pathway; regulation of transcription by RNA polymerase II. Gene Ontology annotation, molecular function: RNA polymerase II cis-regulatory region sequence-specific DNA binding; DNA-binding transcription factor activity, RNA polymerase II-specific. The transcript is spliced from 6 exons.
CCUCAGGUGUGUGACUGGUGUCCUCCUCCACAGCAGCAGUACCUGAAUCUGACCAGCGGGGGGCGAAACAACGCGACACACACUGCAGACCACGGCUGCUUCGUCCAUCCAUCCUCUCAUCCCUCUCCUCCUCUACAGCGACAGACACUUCCCUCCAUCCUCCCCGUACACUCAGCCAAUCAGUGCGUCCGCUGCCCAACAGGCCGACGCCCACUCUGGAGCACACCCCUGUUACCAUGGCAGCAGCGUCACCAGACAGGUGGUGAAGAAGCCUCUGAACGCCUUCAUGCUCUACAUGAAGGAGAUGAGACACAAAGUGCUGCAGGAGGGACGUGAGCGAGAGAGCGCCGCCAUCAACCGCAUCCUGGGACGCCGGUGGCACGCUCUGUCGCAGUCUGAACAGUCCAAAUAUUACGAUCUGGCCCAGAAGGAGAGACUGCUCCACAUGCAGCUUUACCCCGGGUGGUCGGCCAGAGAUAACUACGGUAAAAGGAAAAGGAAGCGGAGCCAGCAGCCUUCAGGGAGCUGCUCCAGCUGGACUCUGACGGCUGAAUGAGACAACACGUGACAGAAAACACACUGUGAUCGUCAUCUGAGUGGAAAAUAAAAAAAUAAAAAUGUUCUGACUGAAAUCAGAGUUUCUACUGUGUUCACGGAGUUAAGACAUUAAAAAAGAGGAGAGAGAAGAGAGAGAGAGGGGAGACGAGAGGAGAAAGAGCUGUAAAACUAUUACGUUAAGUAUCAAAGUACCAGAGUAGUAUAAGCUUUGAGUAAAUAAAUAUCAGUGGUAAAAGUACUACAUGUAGUUAAAGAUGUAAAAAUACUCAGUUAAAUGUAUCAAAGUAAAAGUACUUGUUCACAACAGUACAUAACAUGAAUCAUCUUUGCCAGCUGUUGACUGAAAAUAAAUCUUUUAUUAUCAAAGCAUCUGGAUUGUGACACUGUUCAAGUCAGAUGUGUGUUUCAGUGUUGAACAUCAAGUGAGAAACUCUCUAUGAAACAACAGCCUUCAUUAAUUCAGCAGCAUUUUACAGGGGGUUUUGGUUUGAUCUAAACUUUACAGACAGUUUUAGUUUCAUGGAUUCAUUUUACAGUAAAAAAAAAAAGUCAUAAAAAUAUUUUACAUGUUAUAUAACUUAAACAACAAUAAUCAAGAGUAGAAAAACAUACAGAACAAAACUCAUUAACUUACACUGAUAAGCUCUCACUGUGAUGAAGAGUUAGCACUGGGAAUGCUAAGUCGCUAGCUUUGUUAGCUUUGGUCCUGAAUUUCUAGCUAGCUUACAAACAAAAGCAACAUGAAAUAAUUUCCUAUGUUUUAAGAUUUAGUCUCAAGUCUCCAGGUAUGUUUGCCUUUCAUGUAAGCUAAAUGUAUUAUUUUUACUUGAGCUGACAUUAAUCAUCAUAAUCAUAGCUUAGCAUAACAAGCUAACCUGUUGCUACUUCACUCAAUUCAAUGACACAUGCCUUCAUUCUCACAGCGAUGUAAAGACACCUUAAAUUAACUGAAGGACAGCUAAGUGGCUAGCAGUUUUAGCUUUGGUCCUGAAUCUUUAGUUAGCUUAGCUUAGUUAUUAGCUUAAAUUAAUUGGCAUUACUUUCAUUAGUGUUGUUAGCAUUAUUCAUCAAAGUUGUUUAGAUGAAUGAGCUAGCAUAUGGCUAACAAAUUCAGCUCUCAGCUCUCUCAGAGAGGGCCAAUUAGCCAGCAGUUUAGUUUGGGUCUUCAAUCUCUGGUUAGCUUGAUUGGCAUAAUUACUGCUAACUAACACAAUGAUGUCAGCUUUCACUCUCACAUAUGGCAGUUCGGAUUUACUGGCACUUUAAUGGCAUCUGAGACUUUUUUUAAAACCUUAGGUUGAGACAGAAAUUUAAUGCUUAUCAUAAUAAAUUCCUGAAAUCCCUCAGAAGCCUUUGACAGAAGUUUGAAAAAACAUUGUGCUUCUUCUUCUUAUUCAUUGUAUUUUAACACUGUCUAAUGAUGUUAAUGUGUGUUUUUUAGUGUUUGUGUCCCAGAAAAUCAAGUAACACAGAGAAAUACAAUGGUUUUCAGAUGAUUUGAUGGAGGCUAGUAAGUAGGCUAAGUAAGUAGUAAUAGUAGGCUAGCUGUAAUUUCGACACUAA